CAGGCCUGGUCGUCUUCCUUGCAAUCAAUGUUUUCUGAAGAAACAUUCUUAACCAAAAUACAAAAUGUUUCUAUUACAGUCAAUGGGAAAAUGAUAGUAGACAUACCUAUUAAGGGGAACUAUAUAAACCGUGAUUAUUUAAAACGAAACAGGGACUAGGCUAUGGGGGAACAUAUCGAAUUACACGCUAAGGGUUGGAUCUCCUAAACCGAUAAGUAAAUUCGAAGGGUAGCUAAAAGGUUGGAGUACUCUGAAGAGAGAAAAGAUAUCACUUACGUAAACAACAAGCUACUUGGACUGAACUUUUGGCCGCGCGGAGCAACCAUCCCAUUCUCAGAGUUGGGAGCCCAACAGUAAACAUCCUGACAAGUAACAAAUUACUGUGGGCGUCAUAUUGUUAGUCUCUCUUGUCCACCAUAUACCAGCGAGCAAAUAUAUCAGAGAUUCUUCAGUCUCCCCUCUUUUGAGUGUGGGCAGCUUCAUCAACAGGCGUACUUUCCAACCUAUUGUCACCGCAAUUAACAAUUAGCCUUUUCCAUUUCCUCCUUUCCCCGAAGUCACCCAACUAAAGUUUUUAAUAGAUGUAGCCAACGCAAUCAUUACACAUUCGCGUGGGUCCUGGUCACGGUGGAGUGUGGAAGACAAAAUCUAUUAUUAUAUUUCCACAUACGUAUGUGGCGCUUAAAAUGGCUGAUCGGUGAUAUAAAGUGAUAUGAAGUGCGGUCAGAAGUCAGAAUAGAAUGUUAGGCUAUAUGAAGCACUCCAAUAAUGUGAUUCCGAUAGGAAACUGUACCUACAAUCCUAAUCAGUGAGAUAUUCUGCCAUCUCUCUUUUGGUCCAGGGUUACCAGAAGGUUUGCUGUCGGCCUAACCUCGUUUUUGUAACAGAUCAGCUCACUGAUUCAAUUAGAUAAGCCAAUGCAAGCUCGGGACCGAUCUGAAAACGAUGGCGUCACAUUGAAUCUGAGUGUUAAACAGAUUUCCACCCAAAAACAGGUAUUGGGUUCUGUGGUGGGCUCUUUUCGCUUGGAACAAACAUAUCUAAUAACAUUACGCAAUACAUUGCCGGCCAUGUUUGUUUGUAAUGCAGGCCAGGCAAUGGAAUAUACUGGAGCAGAUUUCAGCCAAAAUAUGUUUGCUCAGUGAGAAAAGGGCCUCCACCUCCCAUACCUCAACCCCGAUAGGCUUAAUGAAAUAGAAUUUUACACUUUAUAAAGAAUUAUAGGACAUCCAAGAAUUUGGAAGAAACUAAAUGGGGGAUAUAAUUCUAGAGAAUUGUUAGAGAACUCUUUAUUUCUUUCUCUGCCGGUUCGGGAGAGGCUUUUCAGAAGGGUUUGACAUAUACGUGCUGUUAUCAGAUUGAUGGGCCAGUUUGAUUGAAGUGGCUUUGUCAUGCAAAUGUCAGCCGCUUGAUGGAUGAUCGCAGUGCGCUGACAAACUUCUGGAGGUCCCCCUCACCAUUGGCGCCGUGACGUAUCACGUGACCAGCAGCUGAGGUAAGAAAAGUGUUAUAGGGAAGCCCGGAGUGACUGCUCAGGGAGGUGAGCUCUUCUUUUUUUUCUCUUCCGCAUGACAUACGGCCGAGAGGUUGCAGGGCAGGAGGAAUCCCCCGAAACGCAGGUUGACCCUCCGUCAUCAAUUUGCGCAUGGACAAUUCCAGAAUGAACUCUUUCUUAGAGUACUCAAUUUGUAACCGUGGGACGAACGCCUACUCACCCAAGUCCGGAUACCACCACUUGGAACAAGGCUUUGCGGGCCCUUUUCACUCGGGCUCCGGCACGAGUGACAGCUAUAACGGUGAUGGACGGCUUUACGCGGGGGGCAGCGCCCCGGCGCCGGUGCCACAACAUCAGCACCAAAGCGGUGGUUACACGCAUCAUCAGUCCCAGCAACAUCACGCCAACAUGGGCCUUCCUUAUGCCAGCCCAGGGACUGCGGGGUACGGGACGCAAGCUUGCGCGAAUCCGGACUAUGGACCCUCACAGUACUUCAUCAACGAACAGGACGGCUUGUACUAUCAAUCAUCGGGCUUCUCGGCCUCCAACGUAGGCCCCAACUACGGCUCCCUAGCCGCGGCUUACUGCGGGGCGCAGGGGGCUGUCCCCGCAGCACAGUACCAACACCUCGGCUGCGAGGGCCAGGACCACCAGCGAGGUUAUUUGCAAAGCAACUAUGUUGACAUUUCGGCCUCACGGGAGAGGGACGCAGAGCAAACGCAACAGGGAAAGACAUUCGACUGGAUGAAAGUAAAGAGGAAUCCCCCUAAGACAGCUAAAGUGGCUGACUAUGGAAUGGGACCUCAGAACACCAUACGCACCAACUUCACUACCAAACAGCUGACCGAGCUCGAGAAGGAGUUCCACUUCAGCAAGUACUUGACGCGGGCAAGACGAGUGGAAAUCGCCGCCACUCUGGAACUCAACGAAACGCAGGUGAAAAUCUGGUUCCAGAACCGCAGAAUGAAACAGAAGAAGCGCGAGAAAGAGGGCCUAGCUCCCGCCUCAGCCUCGAGCACGGGUUGUUCCAAGGACCUGGAAGACAACUCAGACCAUUCCAACUCCACAUCUCCUGGUGCGUCUCCCAGCUCUGAGACAUAAGUGGACCAAAAAAACUGAAACUCCAUGCACUAAACUUCAAACUGAUGAUCUCGAAUGCGAACAAAAACGUCAAAUGAUGAGGGUAACUCAAAUACCCUCAUGUUUGGAUAUUCCACUCGUUAUGCAAACCGUCUGUAAAAGGGCAGUUUAUAAUUUAAACAAAAGUAAUUGCACAAAACGAGGUGACGAAAGCACAAAUGUGGAUUAUGUGCGUAAAACAUUUCUAAACUAUAGACUUUUUUUGCCACCAUAAGCAAUCUGUUUGGAUGUACAGUGUCGUAAAUCUAAAUACCCACAACGAUGGGACUUGGGGAGUGAUGCACUUUCGCAUGUUUACAAAUCUCAUAGCGAGCCGUAAAAAGAUGGUUUUACAGGGAGCCUAUUGGCAAAAUAUUAACGUCUUGUGGAAAGUGUUUAUAUUUUGUAGAAUAUCUCUGAAUGUAUUUUUUGUUGUUCUUGUUCCUGUUUGUAUAGUGGUUUUGACAUCAGGAAACCGUACGGUAGAAAGGGUUAAUGUUUCACUCUCUGCACUACGAUUACAGGGUAUUAGUUUACGCGUGUAUGUUGUGUGUGUGUGUGUGUGUGUGUGUGUGCGUGUGUGACUUGGCCAAUGAUCCUCAAUUAAAAUCGAAAUCGAAAUAACACAAUUAAAAACAGGUCUCUGGAUUACCCCCUCUGAUAAUAUCAACACUUGACGUGAUAUAAACAUAUACUGAGAAUGACAUAAGGUUACGCUAUCUAAAAGUAUUCAUGGAAAUUACUGUGUGUAUUUAGAUUAUGAAAUGGGUUCAUUGCAACUGUUGACACCUGCCUAAGUGGGGGGAAAAAAACUAUUUACUUUUGAAUAGAGAGUUUUGGUGGUAUAUGCAGUGCUUCAAACAUGGAAUCAUUCGUUUAGUGUCUUGGGAAAACUAAAUUCUAAAAGUUAGUUUUAUUUAAGAAAGUUAGACGUAGAUUUCAAGACAUUAAGCGUAAUUAUAAUUAUUUGUACGUGCAGAUUGACUGAGUUUUAUUAGUUAUGUCUGUUUUACACGU
Molecule: messenger RNA, 3631 nt
Organism: Esox lucius (northern pike)
Lineage: Eukaryota; Metazoa; Chordata; Actinopteri; Esociformes; Esocidae
Gene: hoxb1a
Product: homeobox B1a
Exons: 2
Coding region: 1646-2596 (316 amino acids)
Biological process (GO): regulation of transcription by RNA polymerase II
Cellular component (GO): nucleus
Molecular function (GO): DNA-binding transcription factor activity, RNA polymerase II-specific; RNA polymerase II cis-regulatory region sequence-specific DNA binding
Source: RefSeq, a predicted model, not a curated record